AUGCCCUCAGUGAUGGAGCGCUCGGGGGCCGGGGUCCUGUCCAGGAGCAGAGCCAAGACCGUAACCAACGGCAACAGCCAACCGCACUCUGAGGAGGAGAGCAGUGAUGAAGAGCACGCUCACGACAGUAUGAUCAGAGUGGGAGGAGACUACCAGGCCCAGAUCCCCGAGUUCAAACCAGACAGUCCGACCCGCUACAAUGAGAAGGACCAGAGGAGCAUGUUGGUCUGGUGUCCCAGCAGUCAGCUCUCUGAUGCGAUGUUGGAUGAGUACAUCUUUAUGGCUAAAGAGAAACAUGGCUACAACAUGGAGCAGGCGCUCGGCAUGCUGCUGUGGCACAAACACGACGUGGAGCGGUCGCUGGCCGACCUCGCUAACUUCACCCCCUUCCCAGACGAGUGGACGGUGGAGGAUAAAGUGCUGUUUGAACAGGCCUUCAGCUUCCACGGGAAAAGCUUUCACCGCAUCCAGCAGAUGCUUCCAGACAAGCUGAUCUCCAGUCUGGUGAAGUACUACUACAGCUGGAAGAAAACCAGGACCAGGACUUCAGUCAUGGACCGACAAGCCAGGAGGCUGGUCAGCAAGAGAGAGAAAGAUGAGAGUAAUGAAGACGUAGAGGAAGCAGACCCCGGCAGUGACAGCGACUUUGAGGUUGAUGCCAAGAAAGAGGCGAUGAAACAGAACCCCAGCAGCACCGCCUCCGACAAGGUGAUCCCCGGCCGCUCGGGCCCGGUGAAGAAGGAGAGCAUCGGUGCUCAGUACCGCCACCACCCGCUCCGAGCCCGCCGCAGGCCGCCUAAAGGCAUGUACCUGGAGCAGGGAGACAUCACGUCCCUGUCGGUCUCCCACGACUCCGGAGUGAUGACAAUAAGACAGCUGGACACACAUCUGGUGUCACUCAAGAGACAGGUCCAGUCUAUUAAACAGAACAACAGUAGUGUGAAACAGAGCCUAAAUGAUGGUGUCGACACUUUCAAACCUUCUGAGCCUGCCCCUAAGAUGAACUCUCGCUGGACCACAGAGGAGCAGCUCCUGGCUGUGCAGGCUAUCCGUCGCUACGGUAAAGACUUUUCAGCCAUCGCCGAGGUGAUAGGGACCAAGACGCCGGCUCAGGUCAGUUCGUUCUUCGUGAGCUACCGGCGCCGCUUCAACCUGGACGAGGUUCUGAGGGAGUGGGCGGCCGAGCAGGUGGCCACCAGCCGAGACCAGAGAGACCCCAGGAGGAGCAGCGAGGAGAUGGCAGCAGCCACAGACGGAGGCGCGGAGGAGGACGAGGUCAAAAUGGAAGACUCCCCCUCAGACGCCGCCAGCAGCUCCUCUCCCCCCUCCUCCACCCAGACCCCCUCUUCCCUUUCCCAGCCUCCUCCGCUGCUGCGCCCGGCGCCUCCCUCAGCCCCCCCCAGCCUCCUGCGCCAGCCUCCUCCGCUGCAGACUCGUCCGCUCCAGAACCGGGCGCCCCACAACCACCCUCCACCCCCACUCAUCCGGCCUGCAGUGACCUCCUCCUCCUCUUCCUCCUCCUCCGGGGGCUCCAGCCUCAGGGCUUCUCCUCCAAGCUCCUCCUCCACUGCAGGGCAGAUGCCUCCGUCACUGGUGGGGCUCAAAGUAGAGCAGCCCAACUCGCACUGA
Molecule: messenger RNA, 1629 nt
Organism: Scomber scombrus (Atlantic mackerel)
Lineage: Eukaryota; Metazoa; Chordata; Actinopteri; Scombriformes; Scombridae
Gene: rcor2
Product: REST corepressor 2
Exons: 13
Coding region: 1-1629 (542 amino acids)
Biological process (GO): regulation of transcription by RNA polymerase II; negative regulation of DNA-templated transcription
Cellular component (GO): histone deacetylase complex; transcription regulator complex
Molecular function (GO): transcription corepressor activity
Source: RefSeq, a predicted model, not a curated record